AUGCAGCUAGCUAACACUGCUGUACCUCAGCUCUUCAAAUAUGCCCAAGAACACAGCUUCGCCAUCCCCGCCAUCAACGUCGCCUCCUCCUCCGCCGUCGUCGCCGCCCUCGAAGCCGCCCAGAAGAAAUCCUCGCCGGUGAUCCUCCAGCUCUCGCAAGGUGGCGCCGCGUACUUCACCGGCAAAGGCGUGUCGAAUGCAAAGCAGGCGUCCUCCAUAGCUGGUGCGGUUGCCGCUGCGCACUAUAUCAGGGGGAUUGCGCCCAGUUAUGAUAUUCCGGUCGUGCUGCAUACGGAUCAUUGCUCGCGGCCGCUUCUGGAGUGGUUGGAUGGUAUGUUGGAUGCGGAUGAGAAAUAUUUUAAGGAGCAGGGCGAGCCGCUGUUUAGUAGCCAUAUGAUUGAUUUGUCGGCUGAGGAGGUCGAGUUCAACCUCCAAACCACAGCAAAAUACCUCAAGCGCGCCGCGCCGAUGAAACAAUGGCUGGAGAUGGAAAUCGGCAUCACCGGCGGGGAAGAAGACGGCGUCAACAACGAAAGCGUCGACAACUCCGCCCUCUACACGCAACCCGAGACCGUGCUCGAGAUCUACAACCUCCUGUCGCCCAUCUCCCCCUACUUCUCCAUCGCGGCUGGCUUCGGCAACGUCCACGGCGUCUACAAACCGGGAAACGUCGUCCUGCACCCCGAACUGCUCGCGCACCACCAGAAAGCCGUCGCGGACAGCAUCGGCGGCAAGGAUAAGAAACCGCUUGCUUUGGUUUUCCAUGGCGGCAGUGGCAGCACGAAAGAGGAGUAUACCCAGGCGAUCAGCUAUGGCGUUGUGAAGGUUAAUGUGGACACGGAUAUGCAGUAUGCGUUCCUCACCGGCGUGAGGGAUUUCGUGAGGGGGAAGAAGGAUUAUUUGAAUGGCCCCGUCGGCAAUCCCGAGGGCGAGGAUAAGCCGAAUAAGAAGUUUUUUGAUCCCAGGGUUUGGUUGCGCGCGGGUGAGGUUACUAUGGCUAAGAGGGUCGAGGAGGCUAUUGCUGAUUUUGGUUGUGCGGGGACUUUGUGA
This is a messenger RNA of Bacidia gigantensis, 1050 nucleotides long. It is a transcript of the gene FBA1, whose product is annotated as Fructose-bisphosphate aldolase 1. The coding region runs from base 1 to 1050 and encodes 349 amino acids. NCBI's taxonomy places the organism in Eukaryota, Fungi, Ascomycota, Lecanoromycetes, Lecanorales, Ramalinaceae. Gene Ontology annotation, cellular component: cytosol. Gene Ontology annotation, biological process: gluconeogenesis; glycolytic process. The transcript has 2 exons. Gene Ontology annotation, molecular function: fructose-bisphosphate aldolase activity; zinc ion binding. The record is from RefSeq and is a predicted model, not a curated record.